AUGUUCGGCUACAAGAUCUUCGCUGUCGCUGCGCUUGCGCUGGCUGUCGUUGCCACUGACUCUGUCUGCGCUCCCGCUGCCACCGUGACUGUCACUGUUACCCAGUGCGUCCCCGAGCCCGGCAAGCCGUCGUAUGAGCCAGUCCCAGCUCCGUCAGCUGCCUCCUCUACUCCCGCUAUGUCGGUUGUCUCCUCGACUCUGCUCAGCGGACCGCCUGUAGCUACCACUACUAGCGUUAUCCUGCCUCCCUCAGGACGACCAAUUCCUACCACCGACGUCCCCGCUGGCGAGUCCUCUAGUGCUACUACCACGACUCUCAUGGUUCCCUCAUCCUCAGGUCGCCCUGGUGAGCCCACAACCACUGCCGUCGAAACCGCUGGCGCCGCUCUCGCAACGCCUGUCGUCGGUAUGGGCUCGCUCGUUGCCAUGGGUGCUGCAGCCCUGGCUAUCAUGGCCUAG
Molecule: messenger RNA, 459 nt
Organism: Alternaria rosae
Lineage: Eukaryota; Fungi; Ascomycota; Dothideomycetes; Pleosporales; Pleosporaceae
Exons: 2
Coding region: 1-459 (152 amino acids)
Source: RefSeq, a predicted model, not a curated record